CAAAUAAUACACUUGUUCUUCGAAAGGAAGUCAGAUCGAGUGUGUUGCAAGUCUUUUGCAGGAAUCCUUUAGCAGUAACUCGAAUUAAUCACUAUUAUCCAUAAUUUUUUAAAUCUAAAAAUAGUCUUAGUAUGUACUGAUCUAGUCAGAGAUGAAAUAACGUAUCAGCAAAUUCAUCGAUUUAUCGCGAUUCAUAGAGCAGCAGGACUAUAACUGAAUAUCUACGCAGAAAAAAAUAAAAUGUCGUGGUCGAAGAAAGCUGGGGGCAGACGACCACCACCAAAACACAGUGGAGGAAGUGUCUCAAAACCUCCCAGACCAUUUCGAAGAACACCAUAUCCAAUGAGGGAGGACAGAAAAGAUGAUCAUCCAGAAUCUGACAGCUUUGAAAGCUUAGAUGAAGGGAUUGACUACUCUAGCACUGCAGACUAUGAGCAUUCACCACAUCAGUCAACUGCUGUUUCACCUGAAGAAUAUGAGGCAACAGUUCAACACAAUGCCAUAUACGAGAGGUUCUUCCAGCAGCUGCAUGGAGAUGGUGCUAGACAGCCUGCAGACUGUGUUGUCUUGUCGGUGAACAACCAGAAUGUGGAUUACCCCAAAUCGAUAGGCCAGUGUUUGCAGGAACGUGGCCUCUCGGUGGAAAUGCUUUACCUGCAGGUGGAAUCAGGCCUGACGCGGGCCCUCCAAGAUGUCCGCUCCGACGGUUCCCCCUUAUGUAUUCUCGUCGAGCAGACUAAUGUAACACUCUCCUCGUGCACAGUAAUCAUAUUUUCAGAGUCCCUCAAAAUUCAUCGAAAUAUGCCCAAAGAACAGGCCUUGGAGUUUGUGUUGGUGGAGUUCAGGCGCUUGAGCGGUUCGCAGCGGGUGCUGGACCCCACGGAGGCUGCGGCACGGGCGGCUGAGCUGACGGAGGACUAUCUGGUGCGCAGCAAGCUGGAGCGGCACACUGUUCCCUCUGCCACCCGCCACCUGCUCUUUCUCCUGGCCGAAGGUUUGCACCUGUACCCAGAGGAGCUCAACACACUGACAGAGUAUCUUCAAAACCGCCAAGACCAUCUGCAAGAAACGCCACCAAGAGAGCAGGCAAACCCACCCUCAGGGUCAGGAGAUACACCCCCAGGCCAUCACAGGGGAUUGCAAGGCUCAUAUCCCAAGACGAAACCACCUCCUUUGCUUUCAAUGCAAAAUCUAAAGCCACCUUCCCACAGAUCAGCUGCCCCCCAUAGUCUUUUACCCUCUCGGGCCUCUUCAGUCUCACACAGUUCUUCAUUUAGUCCCCCAUCUAGAGGGCCAGCAGCCCCUCAUAGUCUUGACAAGCCACAACCUCUGCUUGGCCCAGCACCUACACAUGGGCCAACGUCCACCCGUGCCCCUCUUCUUGAUACGCCUCUUGGUUUCCCGUCCUCUAGAGGACUAUUGCAGCAUCCGGGGUCUCAUUCAUCACGCGGGCCACCAUUGAUAUGUGGACCACCUACGCAGAAUGGACCUCGGGGUCCUAGAGCACCACCACCUUCACUCAGGAGCCUUCAUAUGGGAGCCCCAACAGGUCAGCAUCUUCUCAUGAAGCCCACCACCCCCUCAUAG
Molecule: messenger RNA, 1587 nt
Organism: Sinocyclocheilus rhinocerous
Lineage: Eukaryota; Metazoa; Chordata; Actinopteri; Cypriniformes; Cyprinidae
Product: nuclear receptor coactivator 5-like
Exons: 9
Coding region: 241-1587 (448 amino acids)
Source: RefSeq, a predicted model, not a curated record